AUGGCGAGAAAACAGAAAGAGACCAAACGAAGCCGAGAACGGCGAAAAAGAAAUGAGAAGAAGAUCGGAAAAGAAAAAGCCGCAAGCAAGCGAGCGAAUGGCGAGAGGCAGAGGAAGGUGUCGAGGGCAGACAAGAACGAGAAAGAUAUCGGAAACCUACUAAAACAGACGAUCAGAACCGAGUCGACAGAGGAACGCCGGCACCAGGCAGAGGAGAAGCUUACAACGGCGCUGAAUCAUGGUCUCACAGAGCAAACGCGGAAAGGAUAUAGCGGCUACGUGAAGAAAUUCGAAACGUUUGCCGAAGGGAUCAGGUCCCAAUCGGAAAAGCCCCCAAGCCGACCGGAGAUACCCUCUGUUGCCUUCUCGCCAGACGGUCACAAGAUCGUUUCUGGAUCCUGGGACAAGACGGUGCGGGUAUGGAAUGCAGAGACGGGCGAACCGCUUGGACCCGCGCUCGAGGGACAUACCAAUGCGGUCUUGUCUGUCGCCUUCUCGCCAGACAGUCACAGGAUUGUUUCUGGUGACAUUGACAGAAAAUUGCAGAUUUCAAAUAGUGCAGCAGGUGGCUCGCUUCGCAUUACAUAUCAGCAGCACCGUCUUGAUCAUGAUGGCUGGUUAGUGGGACCCAAUGACAAGCAUCUCAUUUGGGUACCAGAAAACUUUCGAACUGGGCUU
Serendipita indica DSM 11827 is the source of this 678-nucleotide messenger RNA. NCBI's taxonomy places the organism in Eukaryota, Fungi, Basidiomycota, Agaricomycetes, Sebacinales, Serendipitaceae. The record is from the annotation of a GenBank genome assembly.